Messenger RNA from Gilbertella persicaria, 2550 nucleotides. RefSeq lists its product as uncharacterized. The coding region runs from base 1 to 2550 and encodes 849 amino acids. Gene Ontology annotation, biological process: establishment of cell polarity; septin ring organization; intracellular signal transduction. The transcript is spliced from 3 exons. Gene Ontology annotation, molecular function: guanyl-nucleotide exchange factor activity; protein binding. Gene Ontology annotation, cellular component: nucleus; division septum; mating projection tip. NCBI's taxonomy places the organism in Eukaryota, Fungi, Mucoromycota, Mucoromycetes, Mucorales, Choanephoraceae. The record is from RefSeq and is a predicted model, not a curated record.
AUGCCAAUGCCAUCCAUUUCUAUAACCAACAAACCUUCUUCAGGGACAUCUUUAUACCACACAUGUCGCUCAGUACUCGAUAAAUUAGCUCUUGUAGAAGGCAUGUCAUACUAUUUAGAAUUCGAGAACCUCAAUUUAGUCCAAUCAUCUUCUGGUUCAUCUGUUAUCUCUUCUGAAUCAGGUUCUACCUCAAGUAGCACAUCCAACGAUCCUCUCAGUAAAUUAUGGGAUUUAUGCCGAAGAGGUGCUCCUCUUGCCACUCUUUUCAAUGCUCUCAACCCUGAUGAACCAUUAAAAAUUGAUUUUACUCAAAACCAACAAGUAAACGAAUGCAAAAAAACUGUCUAUCAUUUUAUUGUCGCCUGUCGAAACCAACUCAAAUUCAACGAAGAAGAUUUAUUCACUCUUUCUGACCUUUAUAAAGACAAUACAAAUGGUUUUGUCAAAGUUGUGAAUACAAUUGACUUGAUUUUACAAUUAUUAGAAGAGAAGGGCAUCAUCAGUUCCCUUUCAGAUAAUAGAAAUUCAAUGAAUGCGCCAAAAGAUACUAGAGAUAAAGUAGUUCAUGAACUACUUGAAACUGAACGCAAGUAUGUUCAAGAUUUAGAAGUGCUGCAGAACUACAUGCGUGAAUUACAAAUCCAAGAGAUUCUAAGUCCAGACACGGUUCAUUACCUGUUUGGUAACCUGAAUACGCUAGUUGAUUUCCAACGUCGUUUCUUGAUUUAUUUAGAGGAAAUUGGCGAAAAAUCUCCUGAAGAACAAAAUUUUGGCUUGUUAUUCAGCCAAAUGGAAGAACAAUUCACCGUUUAUGAACCUUAUUGUUCAAAUUAUUUUUCUGCUCAAGAUUUGGUUGUUCAAGAAGCACCCAAAUUACAAAAACUGGCAAACAUUUUGAAUCCUCAGUAUGAACUGCCUUCAAUGCUAAUCAAACCUGUCCAGCGUAUCUGUAAAUACCCUCUAUUGUUGCAACAACUGAUCAAAGCAACCCCAUCUGAUUGGCCUCACUUUGAUGACAUGGAAAUCGGUUUAGAUUCUGUAAAACGUGUGACAGAGCGAGUCAAUGAGACUCAACGAAAACACGAAAACAUUCAAGUAGUGGAUGACUUGAAGAAACGAGUAGAUGAAGUUCGUAUUGGUCAAAUUGACAAUUAUGGCAGUCUUUUGCUACACGAUAAGCUCAUCUUGCAGCAAACAGAUGGGUCUGAGAAAGAAAUGUAUAUCUUCUUUUUUGAGAAAACCAUGUUGAUUUGCAAAGAAACAAAAGAUGCCACGAAGAACAAAGUUCCAAAAGCAAAUACAAUUUCAAUCAAGAAGAAGAGAAGAGGUAGUCUACAACCUAGAGGUCUGAUUGUUAUUAGCCGUGUUCUCUCUGUUCGCAACUUAUCUACUGGUGAAGGUCAUUGGUUUCUUCGUAUUGACUGGAAAGACAAUGAAGUGGAUCAUAUUCUUUUGCGCUUCCGUAAUGAGGAGCAAGUUAAGCUUUGGGAAUCUACACUUAAAAGAAGAAUGUCUCCCAUCAAAUCAAAUGUAUCCAAUACUCAACUGGCUUCUAUGAAAUACACUAUGCAGCAUGUACCCGCUUCCUUUCGUACGGACGAUGAAGAUGUAGAUACGGAAGAUGAACCACAAGAAGAGGAAGAAGAGCUAGAAUUGCCCCAAUCUCGUUCCAGAUCCAAUUCUAUAUCAGCCCAUUUAUUCAACACUAUCUCUGGAAGACCCAAGAUGCCUCGUAACAUGAGUGCUGAUACGAAACAACGAUACACAACCACUCCUCUUCCUCGUACAAGCGCCAGUGCUGGUACACAUACACCAAAUGAUUAUCAUUACCCUGCAUCACCUCCACCUUCCAACCCAUCCUCACCUACGACUUCUUCUCGUGUGUCGCAAUCCGCAAACAGUUCUAUUCGCUUAGGUAUGCGAGACUCAUCUCCUUUGGCUGAUAUUGCUACCAAGUUCAUGAAUAGUCAGGAUUAUGCAGAUGAAUACAAGCAUUGCCCACCUUCUAUUAUCAAUCGUAGUCAAUCUCAUUCUGCUGCCACACCAGCCUACCCACCCACUCCUGGUGCUAGUAUACCACCCAUGUAUCUUCAACAAUCUCAACAGCUUCCUCGACUCCGAUCGCAAAGUAGCCCCAAUAUCCAUCAUAAUCACCCUCUCAAGCAACAUGAGGACAUGCCUCAGUUGCCGUUUAACUCACGUACGCUCUAUCAAAUGCCUCCUUCUCCGCUUGAUUCGCCUGUUCGUACUACUCAACUGCAGCCUCCUUCAUCGCCUAAUCAAAGUGGGGCACUCAAGAUUAAACUCAAUUACAACGAUGGUAUUUAUGUAGUGAUGUGCUUUUUAGAAACAACAUUUGAUGAACUUAUGGAAAAGGUUGAACGUAAGAUUCGAUUGAUUGCAAACUUGCAACCUCAUGGUGGUGUAUUACGACUCAAAUAUCAAGACGAAGAUGGUGACUUGAUUACCAUCAAUUCAGAUGAAGAUGUUCAAAUGGCCUUUGAAAGCAAAGGAAAUGCCAACACAAUCAACUUGUUUGUAAGUGCUUAA